Messenger RNA from Solanum tuberosum (potato), 550 nucleotides. RefSeq lists its product as uncharacterized. The annotation marks the transcript as partial. The record is from RefSeq and is a predicted model, not a curated record. Lineage: Eukaryota; Viridiplantae; Streptophyta; Magnoliopsida; Solanales; Solanaceae. The transcript has a single exon.
AGGUAUCUGAAGGUGGAUUUUCCUAAAUGUUUCUCUAUAAUUACAGAUGUUGCUAAUGAGAAGAAAGAGGGUCAGCCAUCAGAAGAUGUAGAAAAGAAAAAUGGUGGGGCCAUAGAGCCUAAAAGUGCAAAGAAGAAGAAAAAGAAGGACAAAGCAUCCAAGGAGGUGAAGGAAUCAGAGGAUCAGCCGAACAAUGUAGAUGCCACUACUGGACCCGAGGAAACUGGAGGAGUUGGACCAGUAGAAGAUGUGUCAACAGUGGAUAUGAAGGAGAGGCUGAAAAGGGUGGCUUCGGCAAAGAAAAAGAAAUCUGGGAAAGAGACAGAUGCUGCUGCAAGAGCAGCCGCAAUAGAGGCUUCUGCACGGAAUUCCAAGCUUGCUGCAGCAAAGAAGAAAGAGAAGAGCCAUUACAACCAGCAACCAACGCGAUAAAUUCUACCACAACUUGGAAUGAUUAGCAUCAAUGGUUCGAGUUCCAAACAGUUUGGUACACAAAAGCAUGUUUUUGCUGAUGUAGAAUAAGAUUAGGGCUCUAGGUUUGGUUUUUAGG